AUGUCGGACCUCCUACCCAUCGAGUCUCAGAAUUUCCAUCGCAUGGCCAACUCCGGCAUGCGAAAGCUCAACUUCAUGCCCGGCCUGCCUCCAGUUGCCAACGCCGAGUUCAUUGAGGACCGCGAGAAGCGGCCCAUCCGCGUUCUGUGUCUGGGGAUGCCGCGGACGGGAACGAUGUCCUUGGGUCUAGCGCUGGGCACGCUGGGCUACAGAUGCUACAACCACAUCGAGGCCUGCGCCGUCCCUGAACGAGACAUGAAGUCUUGGAACGAGGCGUUGGAUGCUAAAUUCUUUGGGGGUGAAGGCAAGAGAUAUGGGAGGAAUGAGUUUGCCAGGAUCUUGAAGGGGUUUGAUGCAGUCGCCGACGGACCAGCGGUUCCUUACUUCGCAGAAGACCUCAUCGAGGCUUUCCCGGAAGCCAAAGUCGUCUUGACAGAGCGUCCGGUAGACGAUUGGAUCCGGUCCAUCUCCAACUCAGUCGCCGCCGCCUGGGGCUGGUGGAGCUGGCCGCUGGUAGUCUGGGCUGAGCCCGCUGCAGCAGAAUGGUACCGCGAAUCGCGACGGAUGGAAAAGAUCUCACACUUCGCCGACUCCCACACCGCCGGCAAGCGCCUGAUCCGCGCUCACUACACGGACUACUACGCCCACAUCCGGAAAGUCUGCCCCAAGGAGCGCCUCCUCGACUUCAAGCUCGGUGUCCACGGGUACAAGGAGCUAUGCGAGUUCCUGGGCGAGAAGGAGCCCGAGGGCCAGAGCUAUCCGCAGAUCAACGAGUCGAAGACGUUUGUGCCGCUCUAUUCGGUCUGGUGGUGGUACUGCUUCCGUCUCGCGGCUCAAAAGGUGCUGCCGCGGGCGCUUGUGGGCGGUAUUGCGAUGUGGACGUUGUGGAGGCGGCGACGUGACUUGCCUGGCUACUUGACAAGCCUCAAGGCGUUUCUGCUGUAUUAA
This is a messenger RNA of Zasmidium cellare ATCC 36951, 948 nucleotides long. RefSeq lists its product as uncharacterized. The record is from RefSeq and is a predicted model, not a curated record. Bases 1 to 948 code for a protein of 315 amino acids. NCBI's taxonomy places the organism in Eukaryota, Fungi, Ascomycota, Dothideomycetes, Mycosphaerellales, Mycosphaerellaceae. The transcript has 3 exons.